Messenger RNA from Saimiri boliviensis boliviensis (Bolivian squirrel monkey), 1902 nucleotides. RefSeq names its product retinol dehydrogenase 13 (gene RDH13). Lineage: Eukaryota; Metazoa; Chordata; Mammalia; Primates; Cebidae. Gene Ontology annotation, molecular function: oxidoreductase activity. The record is from RefSeq and is a predicted model, not a curated record.
GGAACCCGCGGACCCCAACGCGCCUGCGCUUUCUCGUGUGCGUGGCUGCGUCGCGCGUUCUUCCGGGAGCUGCCGGCGCGGCGGGUCUGCAGUCGGCUCGGCUCUGACCGCCGAGACCCGUCCCCGGCCCGGCAUGAACCGCUACCUGCUGCCGCUGUCGGCGCUGGGCACCGUAGUAGGCGGCGCCGUGCUGCUCAAGGACAGUGUUGCCGGUGGGGUUUGCCCCAGCAAGGCCACCAUUCCUGGGAAGACGGUCAUUGUGACGGGUGCCAACACAGGCAUAGGGAAGCAGACCGCCUUUGAACUGGCCAAAAGAGGAGGCAACGUCAUCCUGGCUUGCCGAGACAUGGAGAAGUGUGAGGCGGCGGCCAGGGCCAUCCGCCGGGAGACCCUCAAUCACCACGUGAAUGCCCGGCACCUGGACCUGGCCUCCCUCAAGUCCAUCCGAGAGUUUGCAGCGAAGAUCAAUGAAGAGGAGGAGCGAGUCGACAUUCUAGUCAACAACGCGGCCGUGAUGCGGUGCCCCCACUGGACCACGGAGGACGGCUUUGAGAUGCAGUUUGGCGUGAACCACCUGGGUCACUUUCUCUUGACAAACUUACUGCUGGACAAGCUGAAAGCCUCAGCCCCUUCACGGAUCAUCAACCUCUCGUCCUUGGCCCACAUUGCUGGGCACAUAGACUUUGAUGACUUGAACUGGCAGACGAGGAAGUAUGACCCCAAAGCCGCCUACAGCCAGAGCAAGCUGGCCAUCGUCCUCUUCACCAAGGAGCUGAGCCGGCGGCUGCAAGGCUCUGGCGUGACUGUCAAUGCCCUGCACCCUGGGGUGGCCAGGACAGAGCUGGGCAGACACACAGGCAUCCAUGGCUCCACCUUCUCCAGCACCACGCUUGGGCCCAUCUUCUGGCUGCUGGUCAAGAGCCCCGAGCUGGCUGCCCAGCCCAGUACAUACCUGGCCGUGGCGGAGGAACUGGCGGAUGUUUCCGGAAAGUACUUUGAUGGACUCAAACAGAAGGCCCCAGCCCCCGAGGCUGAGGAUGAGGAGGUAGCCCGGCGGCUCUGGGCUGAAAGUGCCCGCCUGGUGGGCUUGUCCCAUGUGUCCUCUGUGAGGGAGCAACCCCUUCCCAGAUAACCUCUGGAGGACGUUUGAAAGCCAGGAUGGAGCCACAAGACCGGGGACCGCUGUCCAGCACGCCCGCAGCUUCCUGGCAUCACCUGAGCGGUGAGACGGAGGACCGCAGGCCUCCAUGCCCACAGCAUCCUCUAGGGGGCGGUGUCGGCACCGCCUGAGCCGGGAGACCCAGGACUGCCGGCUGCCCGGCCUGCAGGUGGGCACUGCCCUGGGCUCUGGCUGGUCCCGUGUGCACUGCUGCCAGCAGGGGAGCAGGGCCAUCUGAUACUUCCUAAACUGGGUACGGCUGAGGAGGAACUGUCUCUGUACGCUUGAGGGCGAUGUCAGGGGAGUCAGCUGUGCCCUUGGGGGCAGGCUUCAAGGUGCUCCGUGAAGAGCAUGGGCAAGGUGUCUGACACUCGCUGGAUUCCUGGGUCCCUGUAGGACGUUGUGCACGCGGGGUCCUCUCUUGAGCCUUGGUUUCUCCAGUGGCGAGGUGCUCAGAAUAGCUGCCGCCUCCUGUGAUGCCAUGUGGUGUGGUGAGCUGUUGCGUGGCUGUGCACAGCCCCUGCCAGAGGUGCUUGCUGAGGGCUUCCUGUGCCAGAUCCCGGCCAGAGAGCAGCUGCCAUCCGAGUUCAAGCUCUGCCUGGAAUGGACUGGGAACUCCACCAGCUGCUGCCAAGGACCCGGGAGUGCCUGGGGUUCCCACCUUCCUGUCAGUUCUCAUGGUAAUGCAUCCAAACUGCAGACUCUCAAACUUGCUCAUUAAAAAAAAAAAAAAAAAAAAAAAA